AUGAGAGGAUUUCUCGGAGCUUUCUUGCUUUGCUUGGCCAUCUCCACCACUUUCUCCAUAAGUGAUAGAAGAUGCGGAUCAGAUGUGACACGUCUUUGGUUAGAUGUUGUGAUUAUCGUUGACAACUGCAGUAUUAUGAAUCUCAACUUGGUUUAUGAGACAAUUUCUGGCUUAUUCAAUAAGAACCUUCAAAUUGGAACGGGGUAUACUGACCCGAGAAGUACCAGAGUUGGAUUUAUCACUUAUAAUUAUAAUGCGACGGAUGUAGCCGACUUCUACAAACUCCAAUCAUGGGCCGACUUGGACAGUCAAAUUCAACGUCUUAAAAUGACGCCAUUGGCAAGGACCACAUUGAGUAAAAUGGAUACCGCCCUCUACGCUGCCAUCAACAUGAUUAACUCGACCGCAGGGUUCCGUGAUAACUAUAAGAAAAUGGUGAUUGUUUUCACAUCGGUUCAUGGUUCCUACCAGAAGAACCCACCAAAAGACGUGUCCAAGCUUCUCAAAGCCCGUGGAAUCCCAGUGGUCACAGUCAACACCGGAUCCAGCUCAGACACCCAAUCCUAUCUCAAAAAUAUUGCCAGUGACAAUAUGGCCUUUGCCAUGGCCGAUGGAAAUGCCACUCAGGAGAUUUUAAAAGCAAUGACUGAUACUAAUUGCUUUUGUCAAUCUCAAUGGGCACAAUAUCAGUACCCACUGUACGCGCCACAGAACCGAUAUGGUACAUGUCUGAUUUCAACGAAUGAGAUGGUUUCUGAUAGGGAGACCGCGAGACAUUUCUGUCAUCAAAACUUCCAAAAUGGAUAUUUGGUGAAUGAGUUGGAUCAACAGAAGAGAGCAUAUAAUUUUGCCUACCUCAACUCAAUCUCCGCUUCUCCAGUCAACGCUUUUUACAACGGACUUGUUACCCUAAACGGCGUGUGGUUUUGGGAUCAGCCAGACGGCAGACCAAUGCUUCCCCUCGACCCGAACUCAGGUGCUGCACCACAACGUUCCGCAUGCGUUGCUGAUAUGAAGUACUCGGAUGGAACGACUGCAUGGACACCAGUCAGUUGUACGAACAAGUUCCGUUUCAUUUGUGAAAAAGUCGCGUGUGAUACCGAUAAUUAUUGUGAGAAUGCGUGA
Caenorhabditis remanei is the source of this 1125-nucleotide messenger RNA. RefSeq lists its product as uncharacterized. Gene Ontology annotation, biological process: innate immune response. The transcript has 8 exons. NCBI's taxonomy places the organism in Eukaryota, Metazoa, Nematoda, Chromadorea, Rhabditida, Rhabditidae. The record is from RefSeq and is a predicted model, not a curated record. The coding region runs from base 1 to 1125 and encodes 374 amino acids.